Planococcus citri (citrus mealybug) is the source of this 378-nucleotide messenger RNA. Its product is annotated as ADP-ribosylation factor 3-like. The transcript has 3 exons. Gene Ontology annotation, cellular component: cytoplasm. Gene Ontology annotation, biological process: vesicle-mediated transport; intracellular protein transport. Gene Ontology annotation, molecular function: GTPase activity; GTP binding. The coding region runs from base 1 to 378 and encodes 125 amino acids. NCBI's taxonomy places the organism in Eukaryota, Metazoa, Arthropoda, Insecta, Hemiptera, Pseudococcidae. The record is from RefSeq and is a predicted model, not a curated record.
AUGAUUUCACAUUUAUUCGAGAAGAAAAAAAUGAGCGUUAUGAUGAUUGGUCUGGAUGAUGCUGGUAAAUCGACUGUAGCAUACAAAUUAGCACCAGAUAAAGAUUUGCCCAAUGCCAUGAAUAUUACAGAAAUAACUGACGAAUUGUGUCUUCAGUCGGUUCGUUAUCGAAAUUGGGUUGUUCAAGGUAUCAGCGCUUCUAAAGGGGAUGGUAUUGACGAAGGACUGGAAUGGCUCAUUGAUCAGGUCGAAAGGACCAAAAUUGAAGCCAAUCAUCGGAUGUACUCGUACGGUGGACAUGAAUCGCAAAAUGUAGAAACGUAUCAAGAUACAGAGGUAGGUAGUCAUUUAGAUAAGAAUUCAAUUGUUCUGUUGUAA